Tupaia belangeri chinensis (Chinese tree shrew) is the source of this 521-nucleotide messenger RNA. It is a transcript of the gene ATP23, whose product is annotated as ATP23 metallopeptidase and ATP synthase assembly factor homolog. Gene Ontology annotation, molecular function: metalloendopeptidase activity. The record is from RefSeq and is a predicted model, not a curated record. NCBI's taxonomy places the organism in Eukaryota, Metazoa, Chordata, Mammalia, Scandentia, Tupaiidae. Gene Ontology annotation, biological process: mitochondrial protein processing; mitochondrial proton-transporting ATP synthase complex assembly.
CUGGGGACGAGCGCAGGCCAGACCCCGGGGCUGGGGAGCAGCCGCAGCACGUCGCGUGCCAGGUCUUCCCCGAGCGUAUGGACCAGGGGCAGCCCCAGCAAGGGCUCCUCUCCAGCUUCUUCACCAACAACCAGAAGUGCCAGCUCAUGCUGGUGAAGACGCUUAGCACAAGUCCAUAUGUCAAACUCCUGCUUGAUGCUAUGAAGCACUCUGGUUGUGCUGUGAACAAAGACAGACACUUUUCCUGUGAAGACUGUAAUGGAAAUGUCAGCGGAGGUUUUGAUGCUUCGACAUCUCAGAUUGUCUUGUGUCAGAACAAUAUCCGUAACCAGGCCCAUAUGAACAGAGUGGUCACCCACGAGCUCAUUCAUGCCUUUGAUCACUGUCGCGCUCAUGUCGACUGGUUCACCAAUGUCAGACACUUGGCCUGCUCAGAGGUUCGAGCUGCUAACCUUAGUGGAGACUGCUCACUUAUAAAUGAAAUAUUCAGGUUACAUUUUGGAUUAAAACAACAUCAUCAG